UCGUAGUUUACAGCAAGUUACGACGUUGGCGACGGCGGGGUUGUUUCGGUCGUUUGCUUGCGAUAAAAUAACAUUUUCCACGUGAGGCCACCAAGCCACAGCCGAGGAAGGAUAUGCCUUAAUGUAUUUUAUACCUGAAGCCGGCAUCAGCGAGACGACCUCCCGUCCGUACAUCAUCCACAUGAGGAAUGCCGGCAGCAUGCAGCCCGCCGGCAGACGAGGUGCCGGCGUCUGGCUGCAGACCAGAAGCCUCCUCUACAAGAACCUGCUCAUCAAGUGGAGGACCAAGCAGCAGAGCCUCCAGGAGCUGAUCCUUCCCCUGCUGCUCCUCGGGCUCCUCAUACUCAUCAGCACCCUGAACCCCCACGUUUACCACGGAGACGUCAGCACGGUGGCGCUGGAGAGAGACGACCACUUCAAGGACAUCAAGGGCCUGGGAUACACGCCCAUCACCAACAUCACCAGCCACAUCAUGGAGGAGGUGGCGCAGGUCAUAAACAUGCAGGAUCGUCUGGAGAUGUUUGCCACGGAGGAGGAUCUGGAGAACGCCAGCCUCUACGAGCCGUCCAGCUACAUCGGGGUGGUGUUCUUGGACGGUUCUGCCACGUCCUACAGACUCCGCUUCCCGUACAACAAGCUGCCGCUGCCCAGCGACUACACCGAGUCCAUCGCCAACUGCAUAGACCGGUCGGUGAACUGCAGAGCUGCGAACUACUGGUACUCUGGAUUCAUCCGGCUCCAGUCUCAGAUCGACGCUGCCAUAAUUCAGAUGCACACCAAGCGCUCGGUGUGGAGCGAGCUGGACGUGAACGUGGUGAUGAUGGGUCAGCCGGGCUCCGUGGAGGUGCACAAGUUCCCCCACGCCCUCAUCUCCAUCUACCUGGUCCUGGCCUUCACGCCCUUCGUCACCUUCCUCAUCGUCAACGUGGCGGCCGAGAAGGAGCAUCGGCUCAAGGACACCAUGACUAUGAUGGGGCUGUAUGACACUUCCUUCUGGUUAUCGUGGGGCCUCCUGUACGCAGCUCUGGUCACCGCCAUGUCCAUCCUGAUGGCCGUCAUCUCCACCUUCACAGCCCUCUUCCCCAACAGCGACUUCUUCGUCAUCUUCCUCCUCAUAUUCCUCUAUGGAAUAUCAUCUAUCUUCUUCUCCUUCAUGCUGACUCCGUUGUUCAAGAAGCCCAAGUUCGCCAGCACCGUGGGCUCCAUGCUGACCGUGGUGUUCGGCUGCUUGUCGCUCUUCACCGUGCUGAUGAAGGACUUCCCCCAGCCGCUGGUCUGGCUGCUCUGCCUGCUGUCCCCCAGCGCCUUCUCCAUCGGCAUCGCACAGGUGGUCUACCUGGAGGCGCAGGGAGACGGCGCUGUGUUUUCCUCCCUGGUCAACGGCCCUCAUCCGCUGUACGUCCCGCUGAUCAUGCUGGUGGUGGACUGCGUCCUCUACCUCCUGCUGGCAGUCUACCUGGACCAGGUUUUGCCCGGUGAGUUCGGACUGAGGAGGUCCCUGGUCUACUUCCUGAAGCCGUCCUACUGGUCCAAACAAAGGAGGCGCUACGUUGAAGUGAGCUCCGUGUACGACGCCGAGUCGAAUGGAGCCGCCGCUGGAGACGAGUCCGUCGAACCCGUUUCCCCCGAGUUCAGGGGCAAAGAAGCCAUCCGCAUCCACAACAUCCGUAAAGUUUACAAAGACAAGGACAACGUGGUGGAGGCUCUGAGAGGCCUGACGUUCGACAUCUACGAGGGCCAGAUCACGGCUCUGCUGGGGCACAGCGGCGCCGGGAAGUCCACCCUCAUGAACAUCCUGUGUGGCAUCUGCCCCCCCACCAACGGGGCCGCCAGCAUCUACGGCUCCCCCGUGGCGGAGAUCGCCGAGGGCUCGGAGAUGAAGCAGCUGGUGGGAAUCUGCCCUCAGUUCAACAUCAUCUUUGACGUCCUCACCGUGGAGGAACACCUCAGGAUAUUCGCCGCCAUCAAAGGGAUCCCGCCGGCGGACGUAGACUCUGAGGUCACCAAAGUCCUGAAGGACCUGGACUUGGAGAAGAUCAUGAGUGCUCAGGCCAAAAACCUGAGUGGGGGCCAGAAGAGGAAGCUGUCCGUGGGCAUCGCCAUCCUCGGAGAUCCCAAGAUCCUGCUGCUGGACGAACCCACGGCCGGCAUGGACCCCUGCUCCAGACACCAGGUCUGGUCUCUGCUGAAGACUCGCCGAGCCGGCAGAGUCAUCGUGCUCAGCACGCACUACAUGGACGAGGCCGACAUCCUGGCUGAUCGUAAAGCUGUGAUCUCGCAGGGGCAACUGAAAUGUGUCGGCUCCUCCUUCUACCUCAAGAUCAAGUGUGGAGUCGGAUAUCAUCUCCGGAUGUCCAUCGGCGAGGGAUGUGAUGCGGAGAAGAUGAGCGCAUUGGUCCAGCACCACGUCCCCAAAGCCCAGUUGUCCCGCCAGCACGAAGCAGAGCUGACCUUCACGCUGCCCUUCGAGAGCAUGAACACCUUUUCAGGUUUGUUCUCGGAGUUGGACUCGAAGCCGGAGAUGGGGAUAAGUAACUACGGGGUUUCCAUGACAACGUUAGAAGAUGUUUUCCUCCGUCUGGAGGCGGAGGCUGAAGUAGAUCAAGCUGACUACAGCGUUUUUAACCGAGAGACGGCGGAGGACGAGAGCGACAACGUCUCCCUGGACGACACGGACCAGCGGCUGCUCACCUUCCCGGCCGGCAAGUCGGACGUGGUGUCGGGCCACGCUCUGUGGCGGCAGCAGUUCAGCGCCGUGGCCUGGCUGCACAUGCUCAACAUGCGCCGCGAGUGGAAGGCCUUCGCCUACACGCUGGUGUUGUUCCUGCUGUUUGUCGCCGCCGUCCUCGUCGUGUCUCUGGUCACGGGAAACAUCCAGAUCAACUCGCCACAGCGCCAGUUUCUGCCCAUUUACCUCCUGAGAAGGAAUCAGGCGCCGCGGAGAUACGCCACGAGCCUCCUGGUUCACAACUCCUCAGACUCCGACAUUUCCGACUUCAUUCACAACCUGGAAUCUCAGGACAUCAGAGUGGAGCUGAUGAAGCACGGCGACUACAUGUCCGCAGCGCCUCACAGCGCUGCCAUCAACGUGUCGGGAUCCAGCAAGGUCUUCAGAUACGGCAUUGCUUUCAACAGCACCACGGUCCACUCUUUACCCAUGGCCGUGAACAUCCUGAGCAACGCGCUCCUCCGAGGCCUGAACGGCUCGGGGCAGAUCCGGACCUGGACCAAACCCUUUGACUACCAAAUCCCCGACGCCACAUCCUACGCCCUGGUCUACAUCGAGGCCGUCAUGCUGGGAAUGCUGGCGGCGGGAAUGCCCGCCUACUUCGCCAUGGACCACACCCGAGAUCGAGAGAUCAAAUGUCGCUCGACGCUGCGCAUCUCUGGUCUGGUGCCGUCGGCCUACUGGUGCGGCCAGGCCGCCGUGGACAUCCCCUUCUACUACUUCAUCCUGUCCUGCAUGUGCAUCGUCCUCUUCUCCUUCCACUCCGGAAACCUGCUCACUUCCAGCAACCUGACGGCCGUGGUCCUCUGCACCGUUGGCUUCGGCCCCGCCAUGAUCCUCUUCACGUACGUGUUUUCCUUCGGGUUCACACGAGUCCAGAGCAACAGGGACUUCUUCUCCUUCAUCUCCAUGAUGGUGUGUGUGGUGUCGGCCUCGGCGGUUCAGUUGUUUAUGAAUGAAAACCCUGAUCUGACCAGGACGCUGCACAACUUCUUGUGUCUCUUCAACCCGCUGUACCCUCUCAUGGGAUGCCUCAACUGCAUCACCAAGGCGACCUUCCUGCCGUCUUCCUACGAGGAGAACUUCUUGUGGAAAAACCUGCUCAUUUCAGUCGUAGCUCCCUACCUGCAGUGCAUCCUGCUGCUUUUCCUGCUUCGCUGGCUGGAGAUCCGUUACGGAGGGAGAGCGAUGAAGGACGAUCAGCUCUGCAGGAUCUCAUCCAAAGCGAAGCCCAAAUUGGAUCGGAUCCCAGAUGAAGGUCUGAACGAAGAUGAGGAUGUUCAGAUGGAGAAGGCCAGAGUGAAGGAGGCCCUCACCUGUCAGUCCUGUGAGGAGAAACCAGCGGUGGUUGUGAGUAACCUCAGGAAGCAGUACAAAGGCAGAAAAGAAGAUUUUCCCUUCACCAAGAGGACAAAAGUGGCCACAAAGAACGUCUCCUUCUGCGUUCGUAAAGGUGAAGUUCUGGGACUUUUAGGCCCCAAUGGGUCGGGAAAAAGCACCAUCAUGCACAUGUUGUCAGGUGACACUGACCCCACUGCAGGACAGGUGCUGAUGGGAGAUUACAGCACUGAGUUCUGCCCAGUGGACGCUCCGCUGGAGCACGUGGGCUACUGUCCACAGGUGAACCCCCUGUGGCCCCGGAUCACUCUGCAGGAGCACCUGGAGAUCUACGCCGCCAUCAAGGGUCUGAAAGGGCAGGACGUUCCCGGCAUCGUCAAACGCGUGGUGAACGCUCUGGAGCUGAAGGACCACCUGAACAAACCGGCCAAGCACCUGUCGGCAGGACUCAAGCGGAAGUUGUGCUUCGCCCUGAGCAUGAUCGGGAACCCGCAGAUCGUCCUGCUGGACGAGCCGUCGUCGGGGAUGGACCCAAAGUCCAAGCAACGCAUGUGGAGGGCCAUGCGUGCUGCGUUCAAGAACCGCCAGCGGGGAGCCAUCCUCACCACCCACUACAUGGAGGAGGCUGAAGCCGUGUGCGACCGCGUCGCCAUCGUGGUCUCUGGCCAGCUGAGAUGCAUCGGCUCCAUCCAGCAUCUGAAAGGGAAGUACGGUCGAGGUUACAGUCUGGAGGUGAAGCUCCGGGAGGAGCUGACGGGGCUCCAGCAGGUGGCGCUGCUGCACAAGGAGAUCCUCCGGAUCUUCCCUCACGCUGCCCGGCAGGAGAGCUUUGCCACUCUGAUGGUUUACAAGAUCCCGAUGGAGGACGUCGGAUCACUGGCCAAGUGUUUCUUGGAUUUGGAGAGCGCCAAACAAAGCUUCAACUUCGAGGAGUACAGCUUCUCCCAGUCCAGUUUAGAGCAGGUCUUCAUGGAGUUUGCCAAGGAGCAGGAGAAGGAGGAGGAUGAGGUCGGCUGCCUCAGCACCACCUUCCAGUGGCAGCGCCUGCAGCCGGACAGCUCCGCCUCCGUCAACCACUCCGACAGCGUCGUCCACCAGCUGUGAAGAUGUUUUCCUGCCGCGGCGCGGCUGCCGCCCCCCGCUGUACUGUACCCGGGACUGACGGCGGCGGCUCACACGCUGGGACUGGCGGCGUGUUCAGGACCGAGCCGUGCACGUGUCUCCCCCCGGCGGUCACAUGGAGAACACGCGGUCGCCAGCAUGCUGAGGCCACGCCCACGGGCCGUCGCCACGGCGACCUCGGACUCAUUUAUCCCUCGUCGUCCACGGAGACGCUCCACCGUCCCGUCGCCUGUUUCUGUUUCUCGUGUUUGUGAAACUGUUUUUAAACGUCAACCUGAAGAUGAAUCAGUGAUGGAACCAAAGCAGCACGUGUGAGGCUCCGCCUCCUUUCGCCGUUGCCUCCUCCUCCUCUGCUGGCACUGCGUUCUUCUUCUUCUCCUCCUCUGCUGGCGCUGCGUUCUUCUUCUUCUCCUCCUCUGCUGGCGCUGCAUUCUUUAUUCUUCUUCUUCUUCUUCUCCUUCUCCUCCACCUCUGCUGGUGCUGCAUUCUUCUCCUCCUACUCCUCCUCCUCCUCCUCUUUAGUCCAGUUUGAGGUUUGUUGUUUCUGCACCAGUAGAAGGAGUUUAUGAUCCGGAGGCGCCGCAAGGUUUCACCAGCACAACAGUCUGUGAGGAAGGAUGUCAACGCCUCCGUAGCCAUGACGACGGCAGUAUAUAAUUGAGAAGAUAAACGUCCUUGAGGAGCGUUUGUUAUUUAGCAGUUCAACGCCGAAAAGGAAGUCAACUUUUUUAAAUUUGCUAUUUUUCGCCCGUGAAGUUUGACUUCUUUGUUCUUCUUUAUUUACCGUUCUUGUUACCCUCCGGCUUGUCAAUGAAAAUGAAAACUAUGAAAACGUUUUCUUCAAAAAUCCACAAGUUUGUACUUUUUUUACUUUUCAUAAUUCACUAAUUCAAGGUUUAUUGUGUUUUUAAGUCAGACGUUGAGGUGUUUUUGUUGUUGGCUUUCAGAUUUGCGCGUCCUAAAGUCAGUUCCUGGAUCGUUGCAGAUUUGUAAAAGUAAAUUUUGUGAUUUUCAUGCAACUUAAACACUUUUUUUUUACUUCAUCACACUCGCUUAGCUGUUUUUUUUUUUUUUUUUAUUUCACCUCCUCGGACGACCUCCAUGUUCACAUCCAGCUCGGCUCGGUGAGCAGCUGGGUUGAUCCGACUAACUGGAGUUUAAUUUGAAGUCUGAAUUUUCAAAUCUCGGACGGUCGACGCUUCAAAUCCUCACCCCGCUGCAGUUUUUCAGAGUAAAAAGCUGCAAACGUUGUGAUGCUUUCUCUUCAGUGCCACGUUUAAUCCGCUGUUAUUUACCUGCGUGUGUGCGUCUGCUGUAAAUACAUUAUCCGGUGUUUAUAAAACCAGGUGACGUCGGUGCAAUAUCUAUCAACAAAUUGUAAUUUUUCCGUGACGUCCAGGUGAGACGACCUUGGUUUAAAGGGAUAUUUAAUGACUAAGGUAUUAAUGAGUCGUGUUUUUCACGUCCGUGAGACACAACUGGAUCAGAUUCGUCUGAACUCAGUCUUGAAUAAAACCUGGCGGUGGGUUUUUCAGUCGUUCAGACCGUCAGGGACGAGUCGCCUUCCUCCGUUCAUCUGCAGCCUCCCCUUGUCUUCAACUGACAUUGUUUUCCGUCACAAAUAUAUUUGCGUCCUUAAAAACACUCUAUGGAAGUUUUUUUUACACACAUGAAGCUGUUUUCGUCCUACAACAAGCAAACACUGGUUCUGCUGAACAUUAAGUGCUUUUAUUUUAAUUUCCUCGUGUAUAUACUUAAUUUUUCCUUUGUGAAUGCGAUGCAGGGCGUUGCCGAAGCGUCGGUCCCACUCGCACCCGUCCACAACACAACCGCUCCCUUGUCAUUGCACUUCUCUAACUUCUGUUUACAGAUCGGCAGAAUUGUGUUUUAGUUCAAUAUGUUGUCACUUCAAAAUGAGCUAAAUACACGAAGCCGCUGUGGGAAAGUGGAGCGAUCAGGUGACGGGUGGAGAAUCAGUUUCAGUUGAUUUUCCUGGGGUUGGUGGUGAAAUUGCACUAUUUCUGGGAAAUUUUGUAACUGUUAUUCAUAUUAUGCAAUCUUUGUAAGAUUUUCUGUGCACUGAUUUUUAUUUUUUAAAGUAUGUGGUGUCAUGUGCUGUGUUUUGACUCUUGUAUCAUCUCCAUGUCUGGACGGACACUCGUCUGUGAAGAACUUUGUGGUCACUGAACGACCUUUUCAUUAAUAAAUGUAUAUUGGAAUUA
This is a messenger RNA of Cololabis saira (Pacific saury), 7410 nucleotides long. RefSeq names its product ATP-binding cassette, sub-family A (ABC1), member 5 (gene abca5). Bases 122 to 5170 code for a protein of 1682 amino acids. The record is from RefSeq and is a predicted model, not a curated record. Gene Ontology annotation, biological process: transmembrane transport; lipid transport. Lineage: Eukaryota; Metazoa; Chordata; Actinopteri; Beloniformes; Belonidae. The transcript is spliced from 38 exons. Gene Ontology annotation, molecular function: ATP binding; ABC-type transporter activity; ATP hydrolysis activity. Gene Ontology annotation, cellular component: membrane; intracellular membrane-bounded organelle.